Molecule: messenger RNA, 3208 nt
Organism: Homarus americanus (American lobster)
Lineage: Eukaryota; Metazoa; Arthropoda; Malacostraca; Decapoda; Nephropidae
Product: beta-1,3-glucan-binding protein-like
Exons: 13
Coding region: 109-1212 (367 amino acids)
Biological process (GO): carbohydrate metabolic process
Molecular function (GO): hydrolase activity, hydrolyzing O-glycosyl compounds
Source: RefSeq, a predicted model, not a curated record
CGCAGAACCAUCCCUGGCAGGUGUUGGGGUUCAUCAUAGACCUUGGGUACAUAAGCCCUCGACACUUCGUCCUCGACACUAUAACAGACUCCAGCUACUACAGACAGGAUGAUUUUGCUGUUUUUGCUGUACCUCGCCUGCGGGGUCUUCGCUGCUGAUGUGGUGGACCCUAAGGACUGCACUGCCUUCCCCUGUAUGAUAUUCAGUGAUGACUUCGACUAUUUGGACCACGACGCCUGGGAGCAUGAGAUUACCAUGUCCGGUGGCGGGAAUUGGGAGUUCGAGGUUUACGUGAAUAACAGGAGCGUGAGUUACACCAGAAAUUCAACAUUGUUCAUUAAGCCGGGUCUCACAUCCGAGUGGAAAUCUGAAGAGUUCCUAACUAGUGGUGAUCUCAAUCUGUGGGGAAUGAACGGACGGGGAGACGUGUGCACCGGCAACUCCUACUACGGGUGUAACCGGGUCGGCACCGCCACUAACAUCGUCAACCCCGUCACAAGCGCCAGGCUGAGGACCUUGUCUGACUUUGCCUUCAGGUACGGCCGCAUCGAGAUUCGAGCCAAGAUGCCUAGCGGGGCCUGGUUGUGGCCAGCUAUGUGGUUGUUGCCUAGAAACUGGCCCUAUGGUCUAUGGCCAGCCAGUGGUGAGAUUGAUAUUGUCGAGUCUCGCGGUAACAGUGACUAUGGCACCCUAGGAAACCAGUAUGGAAGCACAACACUCCACUGGGGACCUUAUUGGCAACUAAACAUGUACCAAAAGACUCAUACUAAAUACCAAGCUCCCACUGGAUCCUAUGCUGACAAUUUCCACACAUGGAGAAUGGAUUGGACCAAGGACGACAUGAAGUUCUAUGUGGAUGAUGAGCUCAAGUUGACAGUGGACCCCUUCACUAACUUCUGGGACUUUGGUGGUUUUGGAGACUCCUAUGAUAACCCCUGGGCUGCUGGUGGUAAGAUGGCUCCUUUUGACCAGAAGUUCUACAUUGUCUUGAACUUGGCUGUGGGCGGCACCAAUGGUUUCUUCCCAGAUGAUGUGCCGAGCAACCCACCCAAGCCCUGGAGCAACGUCUCCCCUCAAGCCUUGCUUGACUUCUGGAAUGGACAUUCCUCCUGGUUGCCCACCUGGGAACAAGGUGAAGGACGCAUCAGUGAGAAGGCAGCUCUUCAAGUGGAUUAUGUAAAGGUGUGGAAGAUGGAAAACAUCGACCAAUAACUUGUCUUCCCAAGGUGUUGGUCACACUGGAAUGGUCGGUGGUUGGUGUGCAACAAGUCAGCUGUCACAACAGAGUGGAAAAGUGCGGGAAAUAUGAUACCCAUGAAUGUAGCAUACUGCUGUCUUUUAAACAGUACAGUUCUCUAUUUAGCCACAUUCAAGAGAAGGGAAAAAUUUUACAAGACAAGGUAUCUGACCCUAGAGCAGUGAUUAAGAAGAGAAAUGUUAUGUUUUCAUUGAUGCACACUCAUGAUCAGCCAGGAUUGUUUAACACUUGUAAAUAACUGACAAUCAUUGAAAGUACAGUAUAUGUAAACAAGACUGUUGCAAGCAAUCUCAUUUCCCAUCAGUUUUGAAUAUAUUUUAUCUCAAUAUAUCAAAAUUUGGAGGGUGAAAAAGUUUUUAUAAUAGGGACUGUCACAGGGCAGGUACCCCCUCCCGAUGAGUUGGUCCAGUGAUCCUGAUAGGAAACCCAUUCCACUGGGACUGCCUUUGGGUCUGUAGGCAUCUCUGAAUAAUCACACAUGACGGUACUCCCGAUCGAUCGAGUGGUGUAACGACUAUGAAUACGGCCCUUACAGUAAUUUGAGAACAAAGUGAAACAUGCAUAAAAAAAUAUAUAUAUACCUGUAUAUAUAUAUAUAUAUAUAUAUAUAUAUAUAUAUAUAUAUAUAUAUAUAUAUAUAUAUAUAUAUAUAUAUAUAUAUAUAUAUAUAUAUAUAUAUAUAUAUAUAUAUAUAUAUUCUGAGGUGUAUGGGAGAGGGAAAGACUAGGGAAGAAUGGGCUGAAAAUUGCAAACAAAGAGAAAGGGGAACAACAUGCAAGAAGCAUCAGUAUUUGUGAAGAACCAGAAAGGUGUUCUAAUGACAACUGUAAUUUUUACAAGGUUUAGUUGGCAAUAAAAAGUGUGCAAAUUUUCAUUUAUCAUGAAAACCUGUCCAUCACCCAUAAGCACACAUCUGAAAUAUACCAGUACAAUAUACAUAUACAUAGAAUUAACAUAUGUUAUGAAGUCAAUAAAUGAAAGAUGGCUUCUCCACAACACCUUUACUGAAACACAACUGUACAUAUAAUACAUAAAUUAUGAUACAUACCAGAGUAAGUAAUGCUUACAAUAACCACAACUUAUGAGCACCUGGAAUGUUCUAUAAUUCUUACUUAAGUUUGACACUCAUAAACUAUGAAAUUUACUCUUUAAUAUCACCCACAACACUUCCACAAUAUCAUUAGUAGUACGUAUAUCAGACUGCUCUAUUUACAAUGACUUAAAUAUAUUGCAUUGUUUAAGUUAAAUAGACAUACUGUACUGGGCAAAGACAACAUGCAGGAAAAGGUUAAGAAUUAUACAUCCUUUUAAGAAUUACAGGACAUAUCUAUAAACUAUUACAUCCACACAUUUAUUCAAUCAUUGUUUCUGGGUAUAUAACUACGUAUACACUUUACUUGCUAUCUAUAGAUAUUGUGCGAUGAUUUCAGCGCCAAAGUUCAAGUAUCUUUCAUUUACCUUAUGACUUAAUUUUGAGGAAAUAAAUAGUAUAAUGCAGAAGAUAGUCACAUAUGAUUACUCAUUACCUUCAGCGAAAUAUGUGGGUUCUUAAACUUAUACAGUAUGUUCUUGAAUAUCCACAAUUAACACUUAUGCUUACCAUAUUCCUUUUACCAAUCUCUUCGGCAAACGGAUUAGCUCCUUCAUAUUUUAUAGAUGAUAAAGUAAAAGUAAAUUUCAUCACUCAAAGAAAAAAUACUGCCAACAUUUACUUCUGGACUUAAUCUACCCAUAUAAGUGACCCCAGUUUACACCAGCACCCUACAAAUUUUCAUUAUUACAUUUUAUGUAAAUGCACUAAACAUCUUAUGAAUGUUUUUAAAUAUUUUUCACAAGCAUGUACUGUAGGUCACUAGAUAUACAUAAUAUCUCGUGGACUUUAAAGGUAUUUUAGAUAUAACUGUAUAUAUAUUCCAUAUCAACAAUAAACAGUCAUACUUAAAAAGGAAA